AUGUCAAGCUCCUCGCCGCUCCAGGUUCCCGGAUCGCCGCACUCGUCGAAGCGCUCGCUCUCUCGCGACAAACUCGCUGAGAAAUUCGAGAGCCUCGGGUGGCAGGAGCGCAAGCGCAUUGCCGAAGGCGCCCUGCAGACCAACUCACCUUCCCAAUGGGCCCGCAUGACGGGCGGCCUCGUGGCCCAGCGCAACCGCUACAUGAACGUGGACCCGUUUGCCGCCAAUCGCGUACAAUUGAAGGUGCCUGAAGGCCACGACGACUAUAUCAAUGCGUCCCCGAUCAUCAUACGGUCUUCGAAAACAGGUGCAGCCAAGAAUUAUAUCGCGACUCAGGGCCCCAAAGACAAUACUCACCACCAUCUGUGGCGCAUGAUCUGGCACGAGUGUGCGUCUCCAGCUGUUAUUGUUAUGCUAACGCAGCCAUACGAGGCCGGCCGAGAGAAGUGCUAUCAGUACUACCCUGAUAAUAUGGAGUCGCCACCAAUAAUUGUGAAUGAACACGACGAAUUUGGAGAUGAGGUCGUCUUCGAAGUUAGCUUGGUUUCCGUACGGGAAGACGAGAAGUCACGAUCGACCCUCCGCGAGCUCGAGAUCAAGGACCGCGCGUCUGGAAAAACGAAAAAGGUCUGGCACAUCCUGUGGCCAGUUUGGCCGGAUUUUGGCGUGCCAGAAGGCCCGCACAAGCAUCUCCUGGUGAACUUGAUACCGCUUUCUGAGGAAAAGAACGCGGGUGAGGAGAACCCCCGGAUUGUUCACUGUAGUGCCGGUGUCGGUCGUAGCGGGACCUUCAUAGCCCUGGAUCACCUUCUGGCGGAGCUUGAGGCAGGAGCUCUCGACGACGUGCCUGAUGGCAAGGAUCCGGUUGAGGAGACGGUCGAAAUCCUUCGCAGCCAGCGGAUGAUGAUGGUGCAGCAGGAUUCUCAGUUCGCCCUCAUCUACGAAACGCUGCGCGAGAAAUGGGUUGACCGAUGGCGGGAGCGUCAAGGCCUACCGCCAAUCAAACGUAUUGUAGACAGCGGAAGAGGGUCUAGCGAGGAGGGAGGCACUGAUGCCAAGCGAAGUGGAGAUGCGGCAGAGGUUGACGAGCGCGACACCAAGGUCGCGCGUUUCACGUCAGAACUCGAGGCUGAGCUGCGACAGAAUGUCGAGCGGGAGAGGCUUGCGCGUCUUACGGAACUCGAGGCUGAACUAAGGCACAAUGCUGCCGGCUAG
Lasiodiplodia theobromae is the source of this 1215-nucleotide messenger RNA. Its product is annotated as Protein-tyrosine phosphatase 2. Gene Ontology annotation, molecular function: protein tyrosine phosphatase activity. Gene Ontology annotation, biological process: protein dephosphorylation. Lineage: Eukaryota; Fungi; Ascomycota; Dothideomycetes; Botryosphaeriales; Botryosphaeriaceae. The record is from RefSeq and is a predicted model, not a curated record. The transcript is spliced from 3 exons. The coding region runs from base 1 to 1215 and encodes 404 amino acids.